AUGAAUCGUGACAAAGGCGAAAGUCCUGACGUAGGCACCCUCACCGGAGAAGAAGUGGCCAAACACAACUCGAAAGAGUCAUGUUGGGUUAUCGUCCACGGAAAGGCCUAUGAUGUGACAGAGUUUCUACCGGAGCAUCCUGGCGGUUCCAAGAUCAUUCUCAAGUAUGCUGGCAAAGAUGCCACUGAAGAAUUUGACCCCAUCCACCCCCCCGAUACACUGGACAAGUAUCUGCCUCCAGAGAAACAUCUGGGUCCCGUCAACAUGGAGACCGUCCAGCAAGAAGAAAAGGAAGAGACUCCCGAGGAAAAGGCAAGACAAGAGCGUAUUAAGAAUAUGCCACCUCUCGAAGCGUGCUAUAAUCUCAUGGAUUUUGAAAGUGUCGCAAGACAGGUGAUGAAGAAGCCGGCCUGGGCAUACUACAGCUCGGGUGCCGACGACGAGAUCACCAUGCGAGAAAACCACUCGGCCUUCCACAAGAUCUGGUUCCGGCCCAGGGUGCUGAUUGACGUGGAAAAGGUGGAUACCAGCACGACUAUGCUCGGGACAAAAUGCGACAUCCCUUUCUAUGUCACCGCAACGGCACUGGGGAAGUUGGGCAAUCCCGAGGGGGAGGUCGUCCUGACAAGAGGAGCAAAGAAGCACAACGUUAUCCAGAUGAUCCCGACCUUGGCCUCUUGCAGUUUCGACGAGAUCUGCGACGCUCGGGAAGGCGACCAAUGCCAGUGGCUUCAGUUGUACGUCAACAAAGACCGGGAGAUCACGAAGAAGAUAGUCCAACAUGCAGAAGCACGAGGCUGCAAAGGUCUCUUCAUCACGGUCGAUGCUCCCCAGCUGGGCCGACGAGAGAAGGACAUGCGCAGCAAGUUUGACGACACUGGCUCUAACGUCCAGAAACAGAGCGGCGAGAACGUUGACCGAUCACAAGGUGCCGCUAGAGCUAUCUCGAGCUUUAUCGAUCCUAGUCUCAGCUGGAAAGACAUCCCCUGGUUCUUGAGCAUUACCAAGAUGCCCAUCAUCCUCAAGGGUGUUCAGCGCGUUGAGGACGUGCUGAAGGCUAUCGAGGCGGGUGUCCACGGCGUUGUCCUUUCCAACCACGGCGGUCGCCAGUUGGAUUUCGCCCGUUCUGGCGUCGAAGUCCUUGCCGAAGUCAUGCCCGUGCUCCGAGAGAGAGGUCUGCAAGACAAGCUCGAAAUCUUUAUUGACGGAGGUGUUCGUCGAGCAACGGACAUUAUCAAGGCUUUGUGCUUAGGUGCCAAGGGUGUAGGAAUUGGCCGACCAUUCCUGUUCGCAAUGUCGGCCUAUGGACUGCCCGGCGUGGAUCGAGCAAUGCAGCUGUUAAAAGACGAGAUGGUAAUGAACAUGAGGCUUAUCGGUGCUUCCAAGGUGGAAGACCUGACGCCUGACAUGGUCGACACGGCCGGGUUGAGGUACCAUACGUCGACCGUCCCGCAGGACACUCUCGGAAUCCGAGCCUACGAUCCUCUGAUCACACCUCACGAGAUGCUUAAGGCGAGACUUUGA
This is a messenger RNA of Cladophialophora psammophila CBS 110553, 1524 nucleotides long. RefSeq names its product L-lactate dehydrogenase (cytochrome). The transcript has 2 exons. Bases 1 to 1524 code for a protein of 507 amino acids. Gene Ontology annotation, molecular function: heme binding; L-lactate dehydrogenase (cytochrome) activity. Gene Ontology annotation, biological process: lactate metabolic process. The record is from RefSeq and is a predicted model, not a curated record. Lineage: Eukaryota; Fungi; Ascomycota; Eurotiomycetes; Chaetothyriales; Herpotrichiellaceae.